GCAGCGGGGGCCAACCCCACCCCUGAAAAGACUCGUGGGAGAAGGGAAAAGACCCUGGGGUUAGUCUGUCCUCACUAACACUGUCCCUGGCCUCAGGGCCCUGGAUCGGGACCAGGCAGGGAGACGUGCACCCGCCUAGCGAGCAACGUCUGUCCGUGACAGUCCCCGCUUCCCUGAUGCUUCGGGCUGCCGCUGGCUCUCAGGGGCAAAGCCGUGAUGAGGGAGGAGGAAGAGCAGGGAGGCGUCUGACAAGUAGCCCAGCGCGUCAUGAUUUUCUCUCUGGAGAAGAGAAGGCUUGGGCGGCAGAGCGGAUGGGUUUUCCUCUGUUUGUAUUCUUGUAGAAGGUACCAUGGCCUUUGUCCAGCUUCUCCACAGGACAGGUAUUAUCCCACUGUUUUGCUGACAGUGAAACUGAGGCUCGGAAGGUGAAGAUGUUUAUCUCCGUUCCAACAGCUUAACAAUUUCAUGGGAAGCGUAUACCUCUUUUCACCAGAGGAAGCCAAAAUCAUAGGGCUGAUUCUCAUUGGCCCAGGAUUGGUCAUGUGCCCUUCCUUGAGCCAAUCACCGUGACUCUGAUGUGCCCACCCCUGCAGCCAGGUGCUGUCCCACAACCUGUACACGGUCCUGCACAUCCCCCACGACCCCGUGGCUCUGGAGGAGCACUUCCGGGAUGAUGACGACGGCCCCGUGUCCAGCCAGGGAUACAUGCCCUACCUCAACAAGUACAUCCUGGACAAGGCCUGGUGGCAGGUGGAGGAGGGGGCUUUCGUUAAGGAGCACUUUGAUGAGCUGUGCUGGACCCUGACGGCCAAGAAGAACUAUCGGGUGGACAGCAACGGGAACAACAUGCUCUCCAAUGAGGAUGCCUUCCGCCUCUGGUGCCUGUUCAAUUUCCUGUCUGAGGACAAGUACCCUCUGAUCAUGGUUCCUGACGAGGUGGAAUACCUGCUGAAGAAGGUGCUCAGCAGCAUGAGCUUGGAGGUGGGCUUGGGUGAGCUGGAAGAGCUGCUGGCCCAGGAAUCCCAGGCAGCCCAGACCACUGGAGGGCUCAGCGUCUGGCAGUUCCUGGAGCUCUUCAACACGGGGCGCUGUCUUCGAGGUGUGGGGCGGGACACUCUCAGCAUGGCCAUCCACGAAGUCUACCAGGAGCUCAUCCAAGAUGUCCUGAAGCAGGGCUACCUGUGGAAGCGAGGGCACCUGCGGAGGAACUGGGCAGAACGCUGGUUCCAGCUGCAGCCCAGCUCCCUCUGCUAUUUUGGGAGUGAAGAGUGCAAGGAGAAAAGGGGUACUAUCCCGCUGGAUGCACAGUGCUGCGUGGAGGUGCUGCCCGACCGAGAGGGGAAGCGCUGCAUGUUCUGUGUGAAGACAGCCUCCCGCACGUACGAGAUGAGCGCCUCCGACACGCGCCAGCGCCAGGAAUGGACGGCGGCCAUCCAGACCGCGAUCCGGCUGCAGGCCGAGGGGAAGAUGUCGUUGCACAAGGACCUGAAGCAGAAGCGGCGCGAGCAGCGGGAGCAGCGGGAGCGACGCCGGGCGGCCAAGGAGGAAGAGCUGCUGCGCUUGCAGCAGCUGCAGGAGGAGAAGGAGCGGAAGCUGCAGGAGCUGGAGCUGCUACAGGAGGCGCAGCGGCAGGCCGAGCACCUGCUGCAGGAGGAGGAGGAGCGACGCCGCAGCCAGCACCGCGAGCUGCAGCAGGCGCUGGAGGGCCAACUGCGCGAGGCGGAGCAGGCCCGGGCCUCCAUGCAGGCUGAGAUGGAAUUGAAGAAGGAGGAGGCUGCCCGGCAGCGGCAGCGGAUCCAAGAGCUGGAGGAGAUGCAGCAGAGGCUCGAGGAGGCCCUGCACCUGGAGGUGAAAGCUCGGCGUGACGAGGAGGCCGUGCGCCUAGCCCAGACCCGACUGCUACAGGAGGAGGAGGAGAAGCUGAAGCAGCUGCUGCAGCUGAAGGAGGAGCAGGAGCGCUACAUCGAGCGGGCGCAGCAGGAGAAGCAAGAACUGCAGCAGGAGAUGGCGCUGCAGAGCCGCUCCCUGCACCAAGCCCAGCUUCAGCUGGAGGAAGUGCGGCAGAACCGGCAGAGGGCCGACGAAGACGUAGAGGCUGCCCAGCAGAAGUUGCGCCAGGCCAGCACCAACGUGAAACACUGGAAUGUUCAGAUGAACCGGCUCAUGCAUCCAAUUGAGCCUGGAGAUAAGCGUCCCACCACCAGCAGCUCCUUCACAGGCUUCCAGCCGCAUCUACUUGCCCGCCGCGACUCCUCCCUAAAGCGCCUGACCCGCUGGGGAUCCCAGGGCAACCGGACCCCCUCGCCCAGCAGCAACGAGCAGAAGUCCCUCAAUGGUGGGGAUGAGGCUCCCAUCUCAGCUUCUCCCCCUCAGGAAAAUAAACUGGACCCAGCACCAGAAAAUUAGCCUCUGCUAUCCCCUCCCACCCCCCAACCUCAUACCCACCAGAACCUGGCCACAGCUGGCCUGUGGGUGAUGCCAGCCCUCGCAGAAGAGGGAGCUGAGGUCCUGGUGCCAGGAGCCCCCUCGGCCCUCCAACCAUGACACAGUCCAGAAUGGAGGCUACUUCAUUUUUGACACCAGCCCAGGCUCCUGACCACGGAGGCUGUCUGGGAUGUUGAUUCUUGAGAACUUGAUCUUGUGCCUUAACCCCAAGGACCCUGUGCCCCGGGCUGGAAAAGAGAGCAAAUAAGCAAGCCAACGGCGUGUGUCCUCAGACUGCCACCAGGUGGUGGAGGCGCAUUUCCAAAUAAAAACUGCUCUUGGAAUGAACCCUU
This is a messenger RNA of Callorhinus ursinus (northern fur seal), 2777 nucleotides long. NCBI's taxonomy places the organism in Eukaryota, Metazoa, Chordata, Mammalia, Carnivora, Otariidae. The record is from RefSeq and is a predicted model, not a curated record.